Messenger RNA from Lepus europaeus (European hare), 441 nucleotides. It is a transcript of the gene PIP, whose product is annotated as prolactin induced protein. Gene Ontology annotation, molecular function: aspartic-type endopeptidase activity. Gene Ontology annotation, biological process: proteolysis; regulation of immune system process. Bases 1 to 441 code for a protein of 146 amino acids. Gene Ontology annotation, cellular component: extracellular region. Lineage: Eukaryota; Metazoa; Chordata; Mammalia; Lagomorpha; Leporidae. The transcript is spliced from 4 exons. The record is from RefSeq and is a predicted model, not a curated record.
AUGCGCGCUCUCCAGUUCCUGCUCGGGGUCAGCCCUGCCGCCCUGCUCCUGGUUCUCUGCCUGCAGCUGGGGAUCAACAAAGCUGAGGAAAGCACUUGGAAAGCGAUACAAAUGAAUUUGCAGGUGCCUACAGUAGCAGCUGCAAAUGAGGAGGUCACUGUGAAGCUUGCAGUUCAAACAGAAUUGAAAGAAUGUAUGGUGAUUAAAACUUACCUCAGAAGCGACAUCGAAAUUGAUGGCCCAUUCAACUAUCGAUACACCGGUUGCCUCUGUAAUGACUAUCCAAGAACCUUCUACUGGGACUUCGAGACUAACCACACUACAGUCAUUGCAGCUGUGGUUGACAUUAUUCGGGAACUAGGUAUCUGUCCAGAAGAUAAAGCUGUGGUACCCAUCAAAUCCAACCGGUACUAUGUACUCCAUAGACUAAAUGUAUCUUAA